AAAGAAGUUUGGCUACCUUCCUGACGGCGGCCAUAAUAGUCUCCAUGUUCAUCAUCAACGACAACUAAGAAAAGAUGCAAUAAGAUUAUAUCAGACGAUGAACGGGUUAAAAGUUACAGGAAAGAUAAACAGACAGACGUCUAGAAUCAUGUCUAAACCAAGAUGUGGUAACUCGGAUAUAGGACAACCACAUACACCAAAUGGCAACAGACAAAAACGGGACACGAGCGAAACAUUUGAAACGACUCUAAAUGGAAAUAAAUGGAAAAGUAGAAGACUAACAUGGCGACUCUCCCAGUACUCUAAUAAAAUAUACUGGCAAGAUCAACAAAAUAUUUUGGAUAAGAUAUUCAGCAUGUGGUCAGUACCGUCGCCAUUACAGAUACAUCAUACUAGUAAUACACCAGAUAUAGAUAUUUCAUUCGCCAGGUGGAUUCAUGGUGAUGGUAAUUAUAAUGCAUUUGAUGGAAAAGGAAGAAUGUUGGCCCAUGCCUAUGGACCAGGGUAUGGUCCCCUGGCAGGUGACAUCCAUUUUGAUAAUGAUGAGGAGUGGGCUACUAAAAAGAACCUAAGAAAAGAACACGCAAAAGAUUUUUUUCCUAUUGCUCUUCACGAAGCAGGACAUAGUCUUGGUCUACCCCAUUCUACGAGUAAACACGCCGUUAUGUAUCCGAUAUAUAAAGGUUUCGAACCAGAUCUUACUUUAGAUGUUGAUGACGUAAAUAAAUUACAAUCUAUAUACGGUUCCAAUCCUAAUUUCGUUCUGAGACAAACGAAGAAAAAAGAGGAAUUUGAUGAAAUAGAAGAAAGUAUGAACAAUAAACCAGCUAUUUGUAGAUUAAAUAUAAAAGAUGUAUUCUACGAUAGUGGUUAUCCUGUACCAACAAGAAGAUUAUUACAAAAAGCACCCUACAAUCCCCAAGCUGUUGUUUACCUACAAGAAUAUAACAGAUUGUAUAUCUUUAAAGGGUAUAUAAUCUGGCGAUAUACAAAUAUGAAACUUGACACUGGUUAUCCGAAGAAGAUUGACAGUAUUUUUCCCGAACCUCCAGUAGCUGCUGUUAAUAUAUAUGAUAGACGUGGAAGAAGUAGAGUGUUUUUAUUUGGGAGAAAGUAUUUUUGGGGUUGGAAUUAUGUAACAGAACUUAUAACCGGGUCUACCAUGCUGAUUAACUCUUUCUGGAGAGACUUUCCAGAUGAUAUUGAUGCUGCGGUGAGAUGGAAAGAUGGAAUGAUUUAUGCCUUUAAAGGACAAAAGUAUUACAAAGUUUCUGAACACAGUCGAACAGUUUUACCCGGCUAUCCCAAAUAUUUUGGCCCGUCGUGGAUUGGUGGACCGUGUGGCACCAGUGAUAAAUGA
Patella vulgata (common limpet) is the source of this 1360-nucleotide messenger RNA. RefSeq names its product matrix metalloproteinase-24. Gene Ontology annotation, biological process: collagen catabolic process; proteolysis; extracellular matrix organization. Lineage: Eukaryota; Metazoa; Mollusca; Gastropoda; Patellidae. Gene Ontology annotation, cellular component: extracellular matrix. The transcript is spliced from 10 exons. Bases 98 to 1360 code for a protein of 420 amino acids. The record is from RefSeq and is a predicted model, not a curated record. Gene Ontology annotation, molecular function: metalloendopeptidase activity; zinc ion binding.